Molecule: messenger RNA, 2672 nt
Organism: Chenopodium quinoa (quinoa)
Lineage: Eukaryota; Viridiplantae; Streptophyta; Magnoliopsida; Caryophyllales; Amaranthaceae
Product: dof zinc finger protein DOF1.4-like
Exons: 2
Coding region: 467-1786 (439 amino acids)
Biological process (GO): regulation of DNA-templated transcription
Molecular function (GO): DNA-binding transcription factor activity; DNA binding
Source: RefSeq, a predicted model, not a curated record
UGAAAGUGGGAUUUGCUGUCUUGUAAUAUGCAUCGUGGAUUGGGCCUCUAGGGAUUCCCUCAAUCUAUUCCCCUCCUUAUUCUAUUACCUAAAGGAAUGUUACGUAGUGAUGCCUCUCUUCUUUCUCGAACCUUGUCAGAUUCAUCUCUUUUUUAUUUCUUGCUUUUUCUUCUCUGUCUUCUUCUUCCAUUUUUCACUACUAAUCUAAAUCAUCCAACCCUUAACCCUGAAAAAUCACGUGAAUUUAGUUCAUUUCAUCUUAUUUACAAACUAUUUAUUUUCUUAUAUAUAUUAAUAUCAACGUACAACAUAAAAAUAAAAAUUAAAUCUUAGUGCCGUGGAGGGCGGUAUUUAGCAAUUCACUAAAAUAAUUAAUUUAAUAUCUUUGCUACUAUGAGUAGUAUUUAAAUCAAUCUCCCACAUUCUAUACUACCUGUUCUUUGUCUGUUUACUUGAGUGAAAGAAAAUGCUGGGAAACAGUGAGAAAAUGGUGCUCAUCUCUUCAACUACUAAUGAAUGGACACAGAUAGAUGAUCCAAAAGGUAGCAGCUUCAACAACAUGGCUUCAGUAGCAGCAGCCGCAGCCGCAGCCGCGACAAUUGGUACUGAUAGAAUGGAUCAGAAAGUCGCAGUGAUUGCACAAGAUCAUCAGCACCUCCAACAACAGCAGCAGCAGCAAAAACAGCAACAACAACAACAACAACAACUACAUCAGCAACAACAGCAGCAGCAGCAAAAUCAGGAGGCAUUAAGAUGCCCGCGUUGCGACUCGACGAAUACAAAGUUCUGCUACUACAACAACUACAGCUUAACACAACCCCGGCAUUUCUGCAAGGCGUGUAAGCGGUACUGGACUAGAGGAGGUACUCUGAGGAAUGUUCCAGUAGGUGGCGGUUGCAGAAAGAACAAAAGAGUUAAACGACCGCCUAACAACAAUAAUACCUGUUCUUCAAAUACUAAUAAUAACAAUACUUGUCUUGAAGCUUCUGUUAAUUCAGCUUCAUCUGCUGGUGGUUGUGGUGGCGGUGCCGGUACUGGUUUAAGCUCUCUCUCAUCUGGGGGUCCUCAGAUUCAUGAUCUGAUAUCUUCGGGCUCGAAUCAUCAUCACCAAUCUUUGUUGUAUGGGUUAACCAACAAUUCUGACAUUAAUUUCCCUUUUUCAAGGUAUGAUCUUCAAAACCCACCUCAAAUGAAUGGUGUUGGUGUUGGUAUUGGUAUUGGAUUAGGGUUUUCAUCUGGGUUGGUUCAUAAUAUGAAUAGUAUGAACAUUCAUAAUAAUAAUAAUAAUAAUAAUAAUACCCAUCAAACUCAAAAUACCAAGCAAAUUUUCCAAGAUUUGAUCUCAUCAAACCCAUUAUUUUCCAACUAUAAUAACACAUCAACUUCCACUACUUCCACCACAACACCAUCCACUAUAUCUUCCCUUUUAGCUUCUAGCCUUCAUCAAAUCAAGGGGGCUAAUAACAACAAUAAUAAUAAUAAUUUUCAGACAUUAUUGCCCUCCUAUGAAGAUGAUCUCAACAUGAAGGGAAAUGGCCAAAAUGGUAACAGUGGUAGUGGAAUGUUUACUAAAGAGGUUAAGAUGGAGUUUGAGAGGCAACAACAAAAUAGGUCAUCAAUUGAUCAUCAUAAUCAAUGGAGUCAUACUCACAACAUGAUUGAUCAUCACUCACAACCUUCAAUGGCGUCGCCGUCAUCGGAUCAAUCUAAUAUUAUGUGGGGUAAUGCAGGAGCUUGGCUUAAUCCUUCAGACAAUCAUGGUUCUUCUGUUCCAUCUUUGAUCUAAGCUAAGAACUCUUUUUUCAUCAUCAUCUCCCUCUUUGUUCAAAAAAAAAAAAAAAAAAAAAAUAAAUGUUGGUAAGGUCCUUUUUUUUUUCUUAGAAAGUUAAGGUGUUUUUUUUUAUGGGAUUGGUCUAGUACUUGGUGAAUUUUUAUACCACACACAAGGGGAAACUUAAUGGUAUACGGGAGUAUGUAAUUCGGUUUGGAUUGGAUUGGAUUGGAUCGGCGUGUUCAUGUCAGCAGCAGGAGAAAGUGUUACAACCUCUGUAGGGUCUUUGCAUUGGUUGAGCACUAUUACUCGUAUGUACGUUUGCGCUGAGAGGAACCUCGGAUCCGAUAUCGCCUUCCGAAGACGAUGAUGACAUGGAUGCAAUGCUUGUCAUCAACAACAACAACUGCACAUUGGGGAAUAGAGAGCUAGAGAUCCACUACAACUGGUACUAUGGGAGAGGGUAUACUUUGAUGGAUGCAAUCAAUCAACUUUCAUAAGGUUAAUUCCCAAAUUUAAUUAAAUGUGAUGAGUUUGGGUUUUCUUCUUUUGGUAUUAUUAUGUAUAUAUAAAUGCAUCAUGACAUUGUUCUACUACAUUUCCAUUGUACUUUGUUUAACUUAAAAAUGAGUUAAUUUAGUUUUGUUGUUAAUUAGAGGGGUUGGGGUAUAUGGUAGAGGUCCUCAAUUAGACCUUUAGAAUGAGGAACUGAUACAUUUUUCUUUUAUUUUUUAUUGUAACUUUUUUAUUUUAUUUUAUUUUUACUUAUUUUGGUGCUUAUUUUUUUUCUUUUGUGGGGAAAGGUUUGGUAUAAUGGUAUAGUAAAAGAGGGAGAUUGGUUAUUCAAUGUGGUUGUUUUGAAUUAUUGAACUUAAUUAUGUCCUUGUGAUUCCUUUUUAAA